UAAAAGCAACAAUGUCAAUAAAAAUAUUGUCGUCAUGCUAAAAGAAAUCUUGCUUUUCAAAUAAAAUAUUUGACUGUCGCGGAAUUCGUCUGAUGCAACUUUUCAUCUAUUAAUUUUAUCCAUUUUUUCAGAAUCGAACAUCUUUAGGACUUCAUAAAAAUAAUAUAUCUGUAACAAUAGGAGGGAUAUCCAUAUUUGCUUUAAACAUACCUACAACCAUAGAAAAAUAGGUGAUAUAUUAAUUAUGAACUCAAUCCCUCUACAUAAAGAAAUUCAGAGGAAAAAAAUAAUUGCGUGGCAAAUGUUAGAGGUUGCUUUCUUAUUUAAUGCUUAUCUUUUCUUUUAUGCGCAAAUUCUUUGUGGCGACUUCUUUUCUAAUCACUAACAUCUUGGGGUGGGUGAAGACGAAUAUGGUCGAACUUAUAGAUUUACUGUUUACAAACAGACCACAAAUUAAUCUUUUGUAGUGGUUCGUAUAGAUUAAUGCUUAAUAAAUUUCUCCGUUUCAUUGAAGAAAUAAUUCCUUACUGUUUUUAUAUUGGUCAUGUUAAUAAUGAAGAAAGUUAUGUAAAACUUUUUAACUCUCAAUAUCAUAUGAAGAACUUUUAAAAAACGUACACAGUCUUUUGCUUAUGUAAUAAAAAAUGUAAUAAAUUUGUUUAAAUUAAACAGGAUUUGUUGCUGUCAAAUACUUAAAGCCUUGAGUAAUGAAGAUUUAACGUUUAUUUUUCUUCCACGAUUUUAUCCCAACAUUUGACAAUUAACGCAUUUCGAGUAGAUGUGCACCUAAACAAAUAUUUGUAAAUACUGCUUGAUAUGGAAAGGGCAAUAAAUUUAUUACCCUAAGCUUUUUAUUUAUUUUGCGUGUCAAACAUUUAAAAAUAUGUACCUUAAUUUUCAUUUUGCCUCAAA
Clunio marinus is the source of this 912-nucleotide messenger RNA. The record is from the annotation of a GenBank genome assembly. NCBI's taxonomy places the organism in Eukaryota, Metazoa, Arthropoda, Insecta, Diptera, Chironomidae.